Molecule: messenger RNA, 1740 nt
Organism: Scatophagus argus
Lineage: Eukaryota; Metazoa; Chordata; Actinopteri; Scatophagidae
Gene: rimoc1
Product: rab7a interacting mon1-ccz1 complex subunit 1
Exons: 6
Coding region: 46-879 (277 amino acids)
Biological process (GO): mitophagy
Source: RefSeq, a predicted model, not a curated record
GAGCACGUGAGUAAUCCCUGGCUCACGUGACGUAUACUUUUAGUCAUGGCUGACGAGUACAGGCGACAAGGUUUCGAGUUGGAGAGAAGGAUAUUUGAGUUGGACAUCAAGUGUUCUAGCCUCAGAGCCGAAAAGCCAGAUGAUGACUAUUUACAGAAUGCGUCUACCAUACUAGACAAGUUGAAAAGCUAUUACAGGCAAGGAGGGGAGAGUAGCAACCUCUCCAAGGUGCUCCAGGAUUACACACAGGUAAUCCUUGACAUCACAUUUUAUGAAGAGAAUAAAUUGGUGGACCAAGAGUUCCCUGAGGACUGCUCACCAUUUAAAAUCCAGCAGCUGCUGCAAGACCUGACCGAGCCAGAAGUUUUGGCGGGGAGGCUAGCACCAGCACAAGAAGUGCAGUCUGUUUUGGGCCUUGAGCUGUUAGAAUGCCUUUACUGGAGACGUGGAGCUCUGCUGUACAUGUAUUGCCACACCCUUCAUCAGCGAAAACAGUGGAUCAAGAAAAACAAGGACACAUUCCUUAAGUGUAUUCAGGAAGGGGUGCGAUACCUAAUGCGAAUGCUGCAGGUGAGAAACUCUGUGAAACUCAGCGAUGGGGUGGUGCUCCAUGACACUGCUACAGCAAGCUUCCUAUCUGAAGGCAUCUUCUCAGACACGCACCUGUUGACGAUGAUGUACAUCGGUGAAAUGUGUUUCUGGGCAGUCAAGUACGAGGACUGCAGUGCUGACACAAUGGAUCGAAAAGAAGAUCGCCUCCAGUUUCGGGACAUUGGCACACAGAUCCUCAACAAAUACGUGCUUGCUUGUGAGGGGCCUCUGCAGGGCCAGGGCUGGAACACAGAGAAUGCCAAGGAAAUCCUUAGUAUUUUACAGUGAACCAAGCUACUCCUGUGUUGAAGUUGCCAUCAGGCACAGAUCUAAGUUCAGUAUUCAAGUGUGUGUCAACCCCAAAUCAAAAUGGAGCCCAUCAGGUGGGGUGUAAUGUCAUGGAAGGUUAAGAGGGAGGCAUGGGAAGAAAGUGUAGGUGAAGAAAAGAGUCUUUGGAUUAGUGUCUACAGGCAACCUCAUCCCAUGCCAAACAGUACAGGCCAAAGCAGGUGAAUGAGAGCUUAGAAAGUAUAAGAUAGGUGGUGUAAAGCUGACAGUGGCUGCAGAGGAUGCUAUUGAAUUUUUUUUAUUUUUAUUUUUUUAUUUUUUUUUGCCCGGUCCUGCUGAAAAAGCAGUUAUCAUCCUGAUUUCAGACUGUUAACAGGGGCACUUAUUUUGCUCUGAGAAUGUGUUAAAAGAACAUUAAUAUGAAUAUAAAAAGGUUAUUAAUAAAACUGAUUUUUUUUUUUUUUUUUUUUUUUUUUUAAAAAAGGUCGCCACAAGUUUGAAGAUAAUCCAGCUGGAUAUGAGAUGUUGCACAUUUACUUUUUAUUUAUUGUUUUGUUGCCAUUUUAUGCAUUUAAUAUAAUUGCAUAUACAUCACAUAUGUGUGUAUAAACAUGUACACACUAAAGGCAGAGAAAGGUGUUUGAAAAGUUUGACAAUGCUGUAUCCAUGACCAUUUUACGUAUGUUCAGAUUUGUUCCUGCCGGCUUUGUAAUGCGCCACUUCCCAUUUAUUGCAAGUACCACUCUUCUGCCACCUAAAUCAUCUUGAUAGUAUAACUAUAAAUAGAGAAUCUGUGUUGUAUGGACGGAAGUCAUUUCCUUUUUUAUGUCUUCGUUGACAAUAAACAUUGUUUUAAGAAAA